Molecule: messenger RNA, 4078 nt
Organism: Hyla sarda
Lineage: Eukaryota; Metazoa; Chordata; Amphibia; Anura; Hylidae
Gene: CIZ1
Product: CDKN1A interacting zinc finger protein 1
Exons: 16
Coding region: 215-2200 (661 amino acids)
Cellular component (GO): nucleus
Molecular function (GO): zinc ion binding; nucleic acid binding
Source: RefSeq, a predicted model, not a curated record
UCCUGGGGUCCCAGAGAGCUCCACUCCAUAUACACAACCAUCUUCCCUCAUCGGUAACAGGCUGCUGCCCACACAAGACCUCCAGCCAGCAGGGGGCGCGCUGUGCGCAUGUGCCGCCUUGUCUCCAUUGUCUGCUGUGGUGCAGGAGAGGAGGAGGCCUGGCAGCCGUAGAGGGGGCUCCCGGGAGGAAACGAUUUCCCGGUUCUUUGGUAAGAUGUUUAACCAACAGCAGCAGCAGUUCCAGCAGCUCCUUCAUCUCCAGCAACUUCUGCAGCAGCAGCAUACAGUGCAGCAGCAUACAGUGCAGCAGCAUACAGUGCAGCAGCCAGCGCACCAUGCCCAGGUGGCACAGCACCAGCUCCCUGCCCAGCAUGCAGCACCCAGGCCCAUGCCCAACCCGGUCCAGCACCAGCAACCGCAGCAGAUGUUGAACCUGCGAGCAGCCAAUCCUGCCAGGCUUCUUAAUAGCCACCCCAUGCUACAGCGGGCAUUACUGAUGCAGCAGAUGCAGGGUAACCUCCGUGGCCUCAACAUGGUGGCGCCGCCGCCAAUGCCUCAAUUCUUUGCUACUGCUGCGAGACAUUCCAUCCUGGGUAUUCCUCCAAUGGGUGUAUCGGUGAAAGGUCCAGGCAGGACGUUCCCACCCAUCCCUUUUCAGCAGCCCCGUGUGUAUACCAAGGAUUACUACAGGAGUUCUGAUGUCAAGAAGAAUGGCGUUCCAGGCUCUUCUGUGCCGGGGAAGGACACCAAUGAUGCGAGCUCAGAGAGAGGAAACGCCGAACCUCCACCGACUGCAUCAGAAGCCGAUGAAAGUCUCAACUCUGAAGACACCGAAAAUCUAACUGAAUGCAGCAUUACCGACCCCCUUGAACCUUCAGCCAAGAGAGCAAGGAGCUCAGAGACUGGUACAGAUGAGACCGGCUUCACUGCAGAAGGGGCAGAAGAUGUUGCUGAGGAGCGCAGCGUGGAGUCACAGUCUUCAGAGGGUAUAAGUGGUGGACGCGCAUUGAAAGUCACUAUCCAGGUUCGCAGUGAGAGUCGCACGACAGCCCUGCAGCCGGCAUGUUCCGAAAAGAGACCUUCAUCUGGCAGCUCCACACCAAGCGGCGCCAGGUUUUGCUGCUACAUCUGCAAAACCAGCUACCACAGCCUGCAGAAUUUCCAGUCUCACCUGGUGACGGCUCAACAUCACCAAAAGAUCCAGAACAUCCAGCAUCUCAGCAAUGCCUGUCUGGUUACUCUUCUUCCCACUGCGAAGGAUGGUCAGGGUGUCCUGGGUGGCCGAGAUGGUAAGAAGAAGCAGAUGAGAUGGUGCAAUGUCUGCCAGGUUCACUUCAGCUGUGAUCUUAUCCGACAUCGCAGGACUCAGGAACACAAGAUGGCUAAACGCUCCUUAAGACCUUUUUGCACAGUCUGCAGCCGCCACUUCAAGACUCCUCGCAAGUUUGUGGAGCACAUGAAGUCUCCUGAGCACAAGCAGAAGUCCCAAGAGGUGAAGCUUCUUGAGAAGGAAACAUGGAGUCCGGAGGAGUCUGAGGAACUCAUCACAGUGGACGCCGUGGGCUGUUUUGAGGAGGAGGAUGAUGAGGAUGACGAUGAUGAAGAGGAGGAGGGUAUCAGUGCUGAUGACGUUUCUGAGGACACAGAAUGCCUCCUGACCAAGCCAGAGGACAGUAUGGCCGAUCAUGAAGAAGAAUACAAUGCGGACACGGACUAUGGCCUGGAUUAUAUGGUCCCCGUCGCGGGUUAUCUCUGCAGGCUGUGUCACAAAUUCUAUCCUAGUGACUCUGCUGCUCGGCUCACACACUGCAAGUCCCUGGUGCAUUUUCAGAACGUCCAGAGAUCAAAAGCAGAGAAAAGGAGCCGCGCGGCUUCACAAACCGAUCUGUCUGCCCAGGAGGAUGAAAACAGGAAUCGGGAGAAGGCGGCAGAUGGCGGCUCAGAUGCUCUGCAGGAUGGUGGCAUCAAACCAGCAAACCUACACGGCGUCAAAGGAGGGGAUGUCUCCGUAACCAACAAGAGCGCCGAUAUGGAAGAAUUCGCAGGAACAGUCUGCGAUUCUGUCAUCGGUACGAGCGAGGAAGACUCCAGCUGCCUGCUGGAUCAAGAAGCUCUUCUCACCCAAAAGGAAGAGAAAACGGAGGAUGCAACCUGCACCGACGAAACCUCAUCCGCUUCGUCCUCGCCACACGAAGUCUGAUAAUCCAGAAACUGUAAUAGGGCCGUGUUCACACCCGAGGGCAUUUUUUCUCUUGGCCAGACUGGGAGGCUCCCAAACAAUACAGCUGAACCCAAACAAUACUUUUUUUUUUUAUAUAGGAUGCACUGUAUUGUUCUUUUUCCACUACAGCUUUGGUAAGAAAAAAAAAAAAAAGUAUUGGCACAUCCCAUUUCUCCCAGUCUAUGGCCGGACUGGCACAAGAAGCAUUGCAUGCCAGUCACCGUCCCCUCCGCUUUGCUGUGGCAUUCAUUGUUGCCGCUCCGCCAUGUGAGUCCCAUUAGUGUGUACAGAGCAGCAUAACGUAGGAUAAGAGUGUCUUAAGUGUUGGCUUUGGCGCCGCCCUAGUGGGGGACAUAGAGAAGCUCGAGUAUAGUGUGCCAGCCGAGGUAGAACAAAGCUCAGUUAUUGCAGCAAUACCAUUUUUAGCUUAGUGAUGCACUGUCUAUCGAUGGCCGGUUUUAUAUGUUUAAGCAGUGAUCUGCAUUUACUUAGCAGCGGGGUAGAAAAGAAGGGUCAAUAGCAGUGGUCUCUAAACUGCAGAACUCCAGCUGGUGCAAAACUACAACUCCCAGCAUGCCCGGACAGCCAACGGCUGUCCGGGCAUGCUUGGAGUUGUAGUUUUGCAACAGCCUGGAGGUCCAUUGGUUGUCUGGGCAUGCUGGUAGGUGUAGUUUUGCAACAGCUGGAGGCUCAUUGGUUGUCUGGGCAUGCUGGGAGGUGUAGUUUUGCAACCGCUGGGGGCCCAUUGGCUGUCUGGGCAUGCUGGGAGGUGUAGUUUUGCAACCGCUGGAGGUCUGUGGGGUAUCCCGGGCAUGCUGGGAGUUUUGGAACAGCCUGGAGGUCCAUUGGUUGUCUGGGCAUGCUCAGAGUUGUAGUUUUGCAACGGCUGGAGGCCCAUUGGCUGUCUGGGCAUGCUGGAAGGUGUAGUUUUGGAACAGCUGGAGGCCCAUUGGCUGUCUGGGCAUGCUGGGAAGUGUAGUUUUGGAACAGCCUGGAGGUCCAUUGGUUGUCUGGGCAUGCUCAGAGUUGUAGUUUUGCAACGGCUGGAGGCCCAUUGGUUGUCUAGGCAUGCUGGGAGGUGUAGUUUUGGAACAGCUGGAGGUCUGUGGGGUAUCCCGGGGAUGCUGGGAGUUUUGCAACAGCCUGGAGGUCCAUUGGUUGUCUGGGCAUGCUCAGAGUUGUAGUUUUGCAACGGCUGGAGGCCCAUUGGUUGUCUAGGCAUGCUGGGAGGUGUAGUUUUGGAACAGCUGGAGGUCUGUGGGGUAUCCCGGGGAUGCUGGUAGUUUUGCAACCGCUGGAGGCCCAUUGGCUGUCUGGGCAUGCUGGGAGGUGUAGUUUUGCAACAUCUCAGGGGCCACAGUUUGGAGACCACUGCUUUAGAGCAAUAGAUUGUUUCCAAAAUGACAUAUUGAAGAAUAAUCCUCUAUUGCCCCCGUAAUCCUUCUGCAGAAUAUUGUUCACUGUUUAGGGCAUGUGAAGGUAAGAAUAGCUUAUGAAAUGGGGUAGACAAUAAUGUACAAAUAUAGAUACAAAUAUUAUCAACCUACUUAUGUCCAGCACGUCCGCAUCACGCCUGGACACCUACAUACUAGAAUGCAGCAUUAGGACUGUACAGCGGCCAUUACGGUGCCCUACAGACCCCCCCAUGGUCCCAUAUGAUGCUUUGUUACUUCCAUCAUGACUGUGUAGUUGUAUCCUAGAGUAGGGUUAUCUUAUCCGAGCAGCCAGGAAAAUAAAACCGAGGACACAGAGAUGGAAGCACGUUUUGACGUUCCGGUCCCACCGUCAUCUGAUUUGUUACAAUUAUUCUAUUAUGACUUAGAUUUCAAUCGAUUAAAAGUGUGAUGGUAACUUCUA